Molecule: messenger RNA, 9273 nt
Organism: Gasterosteus aculeatus aculeatus (three-spined stickleback)
Lineage: Eukaryota; Metazoa; Chordata; Actinopteri; Perciformes; Gasterosteidae
Gene: sh3pxd2aa
Product: SH3 and PX domains 2Aa
Biological process (GO): superoxide anion generation
Cellular component (GO): cytoplasm
Molecular function (GO): protein binding; superoxide-generating NADPH oxidase activator activity; phosphatidylinositol binding
Source: RefSeq, a predicted model, not a curated record
CGCUGAUUGGUCAGCUUGUAAACAUCUGUAUCCAUAUCUCCGGCCAGGGAGCAGCGCGUGAGUCAGAGCGCGGACGGCGCUAUCCCGACUCCGAACGCCCGGCCCGCGCGGAGGUCCGCUGACAUGCAGCGGCGCUUCACUGUCGUAGAACGCGGGAGGACGAGCUGCGUUGGCCCCGAGGGGAUGACCGACAUGAUACGGACACGCCGGCCCCCCGCUGCCCGAGGACGGAGCCCCGCGCUCGUGCCUUUUGCUUUAUUUCUUAUCUAGGUGGCCUCGAGGACGUCCGCGUGAAGCCCGUCCCACCGGGUUCCCCCUAAAUUGCCCCGGCUCGCGCCGAACCACCGGGGGUUCCGCCCGGCUCCCUCCCGAGCGCACCGCCCGCCGGAGGCUCCCGGCGUGCGGCUGUCCCCCCGCGAUAGGCACCGCGGCAGACACAAAGGACAGCCGCUCCGCGCCGCCUCUUCCACGCGCCGGGUCCGGCUGACACCGCUCAGCGAUGCAUGUCGGGAUCUCUCUCCCGCGAUAGGAGGCGGCUGAUCCGGAGCAGCAGCAGCGGCCUGUCUGUCGCGUCCAUGCAGAGCCUCUGCAGGGUCAAGAUGCAGUUCCGGACGGUGCUGGACGUGAAAGUCGUGGACGUGGAGAAGAGGCGCAGUCCGUCCAAACACUACGUGUACCUCAUCAAUGUCACCUACUCGGACAACACCUCCCACAUCAUCUACAGAAGAUACAGCAAAUUCUUUGACCUCCAGAUGCAGAUUCUUGACAAGUUCCCAAUUGAGGGAGGGCAGAAAGACCCAAAGAAGAGGAUCAUCCCAUUUCUGCCAGGAAAAAUCCUCUUCCGGAGGAGUCAUGUGCGAGACGUGGCCAUGAAGCGGCUGCGUUUCAUUGACGACUACUGCAGGGCGCUGGUGCGACUCCCCCCUCAGAUCUCUCAGAGUGAGGAGGUGCUGCGCUUCUUUGAUACAAAGGCUGAGGACGUCAACCCCCCAGUGGAAGACUAUGGCUCCAAGCGGAAGUCGGUAUGGAUGUACGGCUUUACAGACAGCCCGAGGAAAGAGGCCUCAGGGAUGGACAGCUCGGAGCCGAUGGUGCUGGAGCAGUACGUGGCCGUGGCCAACUACGAGAGGCAGGAGAACUCUGAGAUCAGCCUCAAGGCCGGCGAGACGGUGGACGUGAUCGAGAAGAGCGAAAGCGGUUGGUGGUUCGUCAGCACAGCAGAGGAGCAGGGCUGGGUGCCGGCCACAUACCUGGACUCCCAGAAUGUUACCAGAGACGAUUUGGAUCUGGGCACUUCUAGGACCGGAGAAGUAACUAAGAGACGGAAGGCACAUCUGAAGAGGCUGGACCGCCGCUGGACCCUCGGGGGUAUAGUCAACCGGCAGCAGAGCAGAGAGGAGAAGUACCUGACCAUACAGCCGCACUCCAGUCAAGGGAAGGAUGAAGUGAGCUUCGAGAAAGGGGUCACCGUGGAGGUCAUCCAGAAGAACUUGGAGGGCUGGUGGUACAUCAGAUACUUGGGGAAAGAGGGCUGGGCUCCUGCCUCCUACUUGAAAAAGAUGAAGGAAGACUUCUCCCCCCGCAAGAAGACCCUAACGGGCCCCGUGGAGAUCAUCGGCAACAUCAUGGAGAUCAGCAACCUGUUGCAAAAGAAGUCGGUCAGCGAGAAGGACAUCCAGACGGACGCGGAGGGCAGCACCACGCCGGAGCGCCACAUCUCCAAGAGCGAGAUCAGCCUCCCGGUGCCCUACAACUCCGAGAUCAACGCCGAGACGGGCAGGAGGCUGAGCGCGGGCCGCGACACCAACAGCCCGUGUCUGGGAAUAGCAGCGAGCGCCGCCCUGAGUGAGAAUAAAGGAAGGGGCGAGCCAGGCUCCCCGGCUGUGGCCAGAGUGGCUCCGCACAGAGUGGAGAUUGGGUCUCCAAAUCUGAGACAAAAACCCCCCCCACGAAGAGAAACCAACUUGGGAUUCCAGUUACCAAAGCCUCCAGAGCCCCCUGCUGUGGAAGCAGAGUAUUACACCAUAGCAGAUUUCCAGUCCUCCAUCUCUGAUGGCAUCAGUUUCCAUGGAGGACAAAAGGCUGAUGUGAUAGAGAAGAACCCUGGAGGCUGGUGGUAUGUGCAGAUUGGAGAGAUGGAGGGCUGGGCCCCCUGCUCCUACAUCGACAAGCGGAAGAAGCCCAAUCUCAGCCGACGGACCAGCACCCUGACCCGGCCCAAAGUCCCGCCCCCAGCUCCUCCUGUCAAAAAACAAGAGUCUGACGAGGCUCCUCCUCCCUCUAACUCUGCCUCUAAAGUCCCAGAGCCGCCGAGCAGGCCUGCGUACGAGGAACCUGAAUAUGAUAUUCCUGCAAUCGGAUGCGACGGUGAAUCCGACACGGAUUCACGGAAAAAUGAGCGUGCCUUCGAUGUGAAGAUUACCAGCAUGGCCAGCAACAAGUACCGCGGCCCCCCUCCUUCCUGCAAGGCCUCUCCUCCUGUCUGCAAGGCCCCUCCUGUCUGCAAGGCGUCCCCCGUGUUUACUCAUCGAAGAGCGGCCUUCAGGUCUGCAGAAGAGGUUGCAAAAGAGGAGUGCGUCUAUGAGAACGAAGGCUUCAGGCCAAGCAGUGGAGUUGAAAGAACUUCCGUCAAAGGUUCUAGUGAGCCAAAUUCUCCAAGGAGCUACCAUUCCUCCACCGUUCCACGCAGGCCAUCCGGAUCCUCCCCUUUAGCUGGUCGUCCCAUGAAGGCCAUUACACCAGAGGUCAACCGCAGAACCCAAACUCUAGGCAGACAUGUGGAUAUCCGCUUCAGGUCGCAGAACAACAGCCCCCGGCUCUUCUCGGAUGAAUUGAGCAGAGGCCCCAAGAAAGGCUCCGCCUUCAACCGGGAUGUGGAGCAGAGGAUUGGUCAGAGCCCCUCCACCAGGCCCAAGCCUUCCGUCAGACCUAAACCGCUCCUGACCAAAUCCGAGCCCCAGAGUCCAGAGAGGAUGGACAUCAACUCUUUGAGACGGCAGCUGAGGCCCACAAGUCAGUUCCGGCCUCACAGCCUCAAAGCCAGCCGCGGGGACGACUCUGAAACGGCCUCUGUCGUCUCAUCAGAGGACUCGAUGUGUUCACGCAGCACCUCGGAUCUCUCUUCCGUCUACUCCAAAGGAAGCCGAGGGGAGUCAGACGUGGAAGGUCCCAACCUCUACCGCUCCCUGGAUAACUAUAAGAAGGUCCAGGACUCUGAGAUCAGCUUUCCAGCCGGGGUGGAGGUCGAGGUCCUGGAGAAGCAGGAGAGCGGUUGGUGGUACAUUCGUUGGGCAUCCGAGGAGGGCUGGGCUCCUUCGUACUACCUGGAACCUGUCAGACCAGUGGGGGAUGCAGGUAGGUUGGACCUGGGUAGACAUGCUGGGAGUAAGUCCAACAGCCUGGAGAAAAACGAGCAGCACGUUCUGGCCCUGAACAACAUCAACAUCCAGGGUCCGAGCCAGCAGCAUCAAGGUGUGAGGAGGGAUACCCCGCCAAUCCCUUCAAAGCCUCCUGGUGGCUUUUCCAAGCCUUCUGGGACAGUCAAUGGAGCAGUGCGGAUGAGGAACGGGGUACGUCAGGUGGCGGUGAGGCCUCAGUCGGUGUUUGUAACCACAUCUCAGCCCGCCAAGGACUCCCACUACAUGACAGGGUCUCUGAGGCGGAACGACUCCCUCGGCAGAAGCGAUCACUACGGCUCCGGUUCGGCCACUCUUGGCGUCCGCCGCAACGCCUCCUUCAGCACGGUGCGUCCACACGUCGUCGUAGAGAGUAACACGAGGCCCGCCGAGCGCUCCGGCCCGGGCUCCUCGGGGAGCGCGUUCAGCACGGGCAAUGUCCAGGACUCCUUGAGCAGAGUUAACCAACGCAAUGGCAUCCCCGUGUCCACGGUGCGACCCAAGCCCAUAGAGAAGGGCCAACUGAUCCACAACAACCUGGGCAGGGACGUGUACGUGUCCAUCGCCGACUACCGCGGCGACGAGGAGACAAUGGGCUUCACCGAGGGCACCUGCCUGGAGGUGCUGGAGAGAAACCCCAACGGGUGGUGGUACUGCCAGGUGCAGGACAGCCUGCUGCCCCGCAAAGGCUGGGUCCCCUCCAACUACCUGGAGCGGAAGAAAUAAGCAGCCCCACGUCCCCCCCCCCCAGUGUCCCACUUUUUGAUGUCUUCAAGGACGCCAGUGGCAUCACUCCUCUACAAUGUUACCCGCACUCUCAUGCAAGCAAUAUGUCCUUGACAAUGUAAACUUAUACGCGUAUAAAAAGAAAGGAGACUUUUAGUGCUGGUUUACUAAAAUGUAUACAGUGUAGACUUGAGACAAACUGGAGGAGGACAGUUUCUCUGAGAUAGAACAUGGUACGAAUGGGAGGGGGGACCUCUGAACGAUGUGGAGAAGUUGAGCAGCAACCCGCUGAUGCUCAUUCCUGCCAUCAGUGACGCUGAUGGCCGAUAAGUGCCUUUUGUAGAGGAUCACUUGGUGGACGGCAAAACCGCAAAUCAACCAAACCUUUUUGGAGUGCCAUAGGUGUGUGAAUACCAACGGAAAUAUUUCCAAAGCAUAUUAAGAGCGACACUGUUGAGUGCCAACAAGGUGUAGAGUUUUGAUCUCGAGGGCUGCAAUUGGUCCAACUCAAAUUUAAGAUAAACAACUGAGAAUGAAGUGAGAAUGUAUUCUUUUUCUAAGCCGCACGUCAUCGCGCAAACUAAAACAUUGUUUUAAGUUCAUUAUUCAGUUUCAUUUUUCAUGUUUUAUUGUCGUGUCGUAGAGAAUUAUUUCUGCUCUCUUGUGACAUCCGUUUUCCGCCAACAGCCUAGAAUUGAAAGGUUAGAGCUCGGGCCGUCCGACACCAGCCAGCAUACACAAGCUGCUCGGCUUUCAGACACUUCCCUCAGCCCAUAGAAUUAUUUGCUGAUAUUCAUUCCCAGAUACAACUAGCGGAAAUAACAAAUGUCUAAAAAUAAACCUGUGAAACCUUAAAAUAACACAAAGAUCUUUUAGUUUUCUGGAAAAUCAAAGAACGACAUAUAUUGUAAGUUUAUCUCAAACAAAACCACCACAAACAGUUACAAAGGUUUGCCUUUACUGCCGUGAUUUUAGUAAUGAUUUGAUUAAUAUAAUUUUGUACAUAUUUUAUUUUUUACCAAUGUUUGAAUAAGUACUGGAAAUGUACAAUAAUUAAAUUCCAGGGACAUUAUUUGCAUAGACCAUAUCCCAAAAUGUGAUUAAAUCAAAGAGAAAUGUCAUUUCAUUGACAAUUUUAGUAAUUUUGCUAUUUAUUUAUUAUAAGGAUAAGUAAUACAGUGUAUUCUACAACAUUUAUAAAAUAAGUCUGUACCUGGAAGCACGUGAUUUAUUUCCUCCAAAUUACAAAUCCAAGUGCAUCGUAAUAUUACAAAUUGCUAUGCAGUAUCGGUUUUGACACAACAUGUAUUUAUUUGUAUUUUUUACAUUUUCCAAAUUAGAGUCGGGCAUCAUAUUACAUUUGAUAUAAUAAGGACUUUAAGCAUUUAAGAGUAUCAAGUUCACAACAAUUCCCCGAAUAUGCAGAAGUGAAGUGUGAGAAUGUGAUAUUCUGAGCUCAAAUCUAACUUUUAAAAUUCAAAUGGCUGAUGUUCAAGACUGCUGAAAUUAAUUUUCUGAUGAGCGCUGUGAGCUCUAACCAAUGAUUGCGUUUCUGCUGGACAGUAUCACAGUAUUAAUAGCAGUUAUCUAUUUUUGUGUGUAAUGUGUUACUCUGAUCACACAGGGACAAUAACGAGGAACGAAGUGGUUCUUUUUUGUGAUUUAGUGCACUUUAAACCAGAUGUAAAGCAGUAAAUACGCAGCAUUUUAUUUAUUCAACACGAUAUUGUAAUUAUUCAAUUUCAGUGCUGCUCAUGCUGCCAAAUGCCAAAGUUAUACUGAUAGAAGUAGAGCCCUCUAGUGGCUGCUUGGAGGUACUUCAGCUGUAGCAGUGGCCCUUCCUUAGUGGAGGAACACACACUGCUGGCCAGUGACACAAAACUCUACACAAUGUGUCCGAUUUAGUUUCUUCUAUUUUUCAACUUUAAAGCAGCUGAGACGUUUUUUUGUAUUGGGCAAUAAUUUGUAUUGUUUAUUUUUAAUUAAGAAAAACAAAUCUAUUUUUUCGUUGAUGCUGUGCGCAAAAAAUACAAAAGCAGCAAAUCACAGGCCCUUCCUUCAUCUUUAUUGUACUUUACAUAAUGCCGGAUUUUCUAUGUAUUUAUUAUGAAAUCUUUUGUAUUUUAUCAUGGUUCGACAAUCACCUCAUUCGUCCAAUCGAAAUAUUAUUCUACGAAAUUAAGGAGAAAUUGGCCCCCAAUGUCCAAAACAGCCACCUGUUAGUCACCCAAAAAGGGUUUCAUAAUUUGGCAAAAUGUGAGAUUUUUGCAUUACGAUAUAUUUCAAAUCUAAAUCACACGUGGAUGAAUACUAAGAUUACGAUCCAGACGAAGGCAUUAUGUAACUGUGUUAAAUCACUGUACAUUUCUUUUUGCAUAUUGCUUGUUCUGAUUUGACUGACUUGAGUGUAAUAGUACGGGAAUGUUCUGUGAAAGGUUUACAUUUAGCUGUGCGGCCUCUGUCUGUACUCAUGCUUUCACCGUUUGUUUUUUUUUGAACCCAAAAUUCUGAAAUGUAACCGUGAGGAAAUGUGCAACACAUCAGCAAGGCACUAACAUCACACGAGUAUGUAUUCCCAGUCGUCACAGAAUGAGCCCAUGUGGAGGGACCUGAAAGCGCUGAGGACUCAUCGGACUUGUCUCCUUGUCUCCUCACGUCCCAGACUUUGCUAACAGCACGAGGACAUGUGCUCCUCCGGACGGCGGCCACGUGGCCGGCAUGGCAGAGCCCCUUGUGUACACCCAUUACAGCCAUCAGGGGUCUUAUUCGCUGACGGAGAGUCAAGGGCCCAUCAUCAGGGGCCUCGGUGGCCCUGCUCUGAGCUGUCACGUUCGUGCCUGAAUGGAAUUUUGAUAGUUUCAUAGUGUCCUGUGAUUUGUCUUUGGUUAGGGUUUUCUUCUUUUUCUGUUAGCUUUCUGAAGGGUGUCCUCCCCGUACCUUCGCGAUGCCUCUAGCGCCCCCCCCGUCCUCGGUCAAGUCAGAUGUUCUCGUCACCAAUCACCGCAGACAAAGGUGACGUGCCGAAGGCCACGAGGGUAAACAAGGGAGCGGGGAGCAGAACGCCCUUCAGACCAUUUCAGACCAAUCCAUCAGCUUCCAGGAUGUACGCCAAAAAAUAGAAAAGCCUUUAUUUUUAUCUUUGCCUUAUCCAUGUGUGACAGGUGUACACAUCAUCGUGCUAACGACCUCCUGUAUGUACAGGCCGAUAAGGCCUGAGUCGGCAAAUCUUUCUGUCAGGAGAGCCCGUUGUUAAAGUCAAAGUCAUUCGUUUCAAAACACGCUCUACACGUCGGAAAAGAAUUGCUGAAAACUCGUGGAAAGACUGAAGUUGAUCGUUUGUCAUAGUCAUUCAUUCCGUCUAACCGGACGAAGAAUGAUGUAAUGCUUUGAACCUCUCCUUAAAAGGAACAGUUGUGAGUUCUGUGAGAGUCGGACGAGGAAACGAUGAAGCUUGUUUGUCUGCUGUCACUCUUCAGGAUGGGGGACGAUCCUCUGGCUGCCUGUUCAUGACGCUAAGCAGCCUCGUGGUUUUCCGGCUUAGUGUUCAGACACGAGACGGCUCUCAUUCUGCUCCAUCCAUCUCUCUGCGUAGUCAAUGAGUGUGUUCCAUAAAAAGGUCCUUUAAGUGAGAGCCUCCUCCGGUGAAAGCGCCACAAUGGGGGCGUGGCUUGUGCGGUGGUCAUUUAUCUCACGCCGGAGGAAAAUGGAUGAGUUUCUCCACACAUUCCCCAGAGAAGCAGCAGAGUGAGCUGCACCCCCCCCUCCCCCCUCAUAAAGUCUGUCCCCAUGAACCCAGAGCUGACGCUGCCGCCGGCGUCUUCCUCCUGUCUGCGCUCCUCGUCCUUCCUCCUCGCUCCUUCCUCGAACACAGACGAGACGUCUAUUCCCGCGGAAAAAGAUUGCGAUGUGGAGGUGUGGAGGAGGCCCGUGUGUGUCCACCAGGGGAGCUGGAAGGCCUGUGGGUGCCCUCAGGAGAGCAUCAUCUGGGGUCAAGGAGGGGAUUGGGGAGCGUAGGAUGCAAGGAGACAGGAGAUGUAUCAGGUGGGGGAAUCUAGGAGACAAGGGGAGAGGAGUAGAGAGACUGGGGGGGCGUUUUUAUCCAACCACUAGAACAAAGCAGCAGCCUAACCAGCGCCCGAGCCCGGAUCCAAACGCCGGUUUAAUUGAUGCUUGAGCAAGUGAGUUCACGCUACAGCCUCCCUCCUCCUAUGGGAGAACUUUUAAAAAACGAUCUCAAGUCUUUUGCUGCUAUCGUCUUCAGAUCCUCUGCCGGGGGGGGGGGGGGAACGCUUGUGCUCGCUGUACGGUUGUUGUUAUUUUGGAAUAAGACAAAAAGCAGGCUUUGUUGAGUCACAUGCCCCCGUUUUUCUGUCUUAUUCCUCACAGUUGUUUUUGUUGCUGAGGGAAACGGUUGAAUGGAUUUGAAGCGCUCGCUCAAAUCUAAUGAGACAAGCUGUCUUUCAUAGUAAAAAGAAAGGAAAAGGUCUCGCGAAGGCUGCGGUAGAGACGAGGACGGGGUGGGUUUGAUAAGCAGGUGUGAGUACGUGUUGGGGAGGCGGGCGGAGGUAUUUAGGGAGAUGAUGUUGUAUGUGUUUUAAUGAACCUGAAGAUGGUGUUUGGGUGAAGAAAGGAAAGCGUGAGCGAAGCUGCGGGGCCCCCGCCGAGGACUGCUGGUCCCGCUUCGGAGAGCCUCGUUUGGAGGCGCCGGCGGGGGACCAGCGGGAGCGGCAGAGGAAGCCGCCUGUCGAUGAACGAGGCUCGCAGCCGCGCCUGCGUGCCGCCGCUUCUUGUCCCGGGGGGGGGGGGGGCGGGUGCCAAAAACAAAGGAACUGUGGAAAGCUGAUCCGUCACAGACACACACACAUAACAGGCAGAGGCCUGGAGGUAGACCAAAGGAGCUGCUGAUCUGUUAUGUUCUUUGUUUUAUUACUGUCGUCGUUAUGUAGAUGUUUGACCCUCAAAAGGGACGCCGCGAGGAGAGGCUCCAUCGCCCCACGGGGCGUUAACGCGGGGGCCGUUCCUUCCUGCACACGGGGCAUUUCUUUACCCAACGCUUCGUCUUGCUACCUUUCUUUUGUAUCUUGUACAUGUUUACAUUGUAUCUCCCAUCGCCCAAAAGAGAAACCGUAUUAAAUGUAUUAUCUCUGUUUUA